UAGGCGGCAGUACUUGUGCGCCGCUGGACGUCGCUCUGUAGACGCUCGGCUGCGUUCGGGGGGCGCGGGUUCUCAGAGCGGCGUGUGGUGUGAGACGCAGGGCCAUGUUACCCUAUGUGGCGUGCAGCGCGAGUCGGAGGCUGGCCCCGGCUUUGGGGAUCCUGGGGGCCCGGCAGAAGCACAGCCUCCCGGACUUGACCUACGACUAUGGGGCCCUGGAGCCUCACAUUAACGCCCGGAUCAUGGAGCUGCACCACAGCAAGCACCAUGCAACCUAUGUGAACAACCUGAACGCCACCGAGGAGAAGUACCAGGAGGCGCUGGCCAAGGGAGACGUUACGACUCAGGUAGCACUUCAGCCUGCCCUGAAGUUCAAUGGUGGAGGUCAUAUCAAUCACAGCAUUUUCUGGACGAACCUGAGCCCUAAUGGUGGUGGAGAACCCAAAGGGGAAUUACUGGAAGCCAUCAAACGUGACUUUGGUUCCUUUGAGAAGUUUAAGGAGAAGCUGACAGCUGUAUCCGUUGGUGUCCAGGGCUCUGGCUGGGGCUGGCUUGGUUUCAAUAAGGAGCAGGGGCGCUUACAGAUUGCUGCCUGUGCUAACCAGGAUCCACUGCAAGGAACAACAGGUCUUAUUCCACUGCUGGGGAUUGACGUAUGGGAACAUGCUUAUUACCUUCAGUAUAAAAAUGUUCAACCUGAUUAUCUAAAAGCUAUUUGGAAUGUAAUCAACUGGGAGAAUGUUGCUGAAAGAUACAUGGCUUGUAAAAAGUAAAUGAUUACCAUUAUCAGGACACUGAAUGUUAAGUUCUUUAUGACUCUAUUAUGACUAUUUUUGUAAUAGCCUAGAGUGCUGCAAUGUACUAGUAAGCUGCUAUAACAUUAAUUGAUGUUGCUUACUCACAUGUUUGAUAAUUUAAUGUUAUGAAUAAUUUCUUUCAAAUUUUGUUGUUAUGCAACUUCGUGUAAUUUAGUGUUCAUUAGACAUU
Octodon degus (degu) is the source of this 987-nucleotide messenger RNA. RefSeq names its product superoxide dismutase 2 (gene Sod2). Gene Ontology annotation, cellular component: mitochondrion. Gene Ontology annotation, molecular function: metal ion binding; superoxide dismutase activity. The transcript has 5 exons. Lineage: Eukaryota; Metazoa; Chordata; Mammalia; Rodentia; Octodontidae. Bases 105 to 773 code for a protein of 222 amino acids. The record is from RefSeq and is a predicted model, not a curated record. Gene Ontology annotation, biological process: superoxide metabolic process.